Nestor notabilis (Kea) is the source of this 1065-nucleotide messenger RNA. RefSeq names its product NADPH oxidase 4-like. The annotation marks the transcript as partial. The record is from RefSeq and is a predicted model, not a curated record. Gene Ontology annotation, molecular function: superoxide-generating NAD(P)H oxidase activity. Gene Ontology annotation, biological process: defense response; superoxide anion generation. The transcript has 6 exons. Lineage: Eukaryota; Metazoa; Chordata; Aves; Psittaciformes; Psittacidae. Gene Ontology annotation, cellular component: plasma membrane; NADPH oxidase complex.
AAAGAUUUCGGGAUUUACUGCUUCUACAUUCCAGUCAAGAUACAGAGAUUCUGCCCAUCUUUCAGCAGAGGCGCUAUCCCAAACUGUAUGUGGAUGGACCUUUUGGAAGCCCCUUUGAGGAAUCCCUGAACUACGAGGUCAGCCUCUGUGUGGCUGGAGGUAUUGGAGUUACACCAUUUGCAUCAGUACUCAACACACUGCUUGACGGCUGGAAAUGCUACAAGCUCAGAAGACUCUACUUCAUUUGGGUGUGCAGGGACAUUGAGUCUUUCCGCUGGUUUGCAGAUCUGCUCUGUAUGUUGCAUAACAAGCUUUGGCAGGAGAAUCGACCAGACUAUAUAAAUAUCCAGCUGUACCUCAGUCAAACAGAUGGAAUACAGAAAAUAAUUGGUGAAAAAUACCAAGCUUUAAACUCAAGGCUUUUGAUCGGACGCCCCCGGUGGAAACUCCUUUUCAAUGAAAUAGCAAAGUGUAACAGGCGGAAGACCAUUGGAGUUUUCUGUUGUGGACCAAACAAAAUCUCUAAGAUACUUCAUAAACUGAGCAACAGCAGCAACUCGUAUGGGACAAGGUUUGAGUAUAAUAAGGAAUCCUUCAGCUGAAAGCCUGUUGGACUAGCAAGACUCUCUAGAAGAUGAAAGUGCAAUUUUUUGUUUGUACAACUUAAAAGUUCAGCUGUGGUUUAAACAGACAGAAAUGUACCAAAGAAUAGCACAGAUUUUCUUAUUUAUGAUUAUUUAAGACUUUGGAAAAUGGUGGAUGCAGCAGUAUACCAACAAAUAGUAAGUGCUUAUGCUCAAACCCAAAUGUGCUCAUGCAAUAUUUGUGGUGAUUCUUUGGAGUUGUUUCUGUUAAUUAAAAACUACAGAAGCUGGGGAGAGACACAAUUGCUUUAAAAGCUGAUGAAGGAAGGAUCUGUGGAAUGUUUGAACUUCUUCCACUUCAGUCCUCUGAAGACGGAUCAGUAAACCAAACCCCAGGUUAAUCCAAAUGACAAAACAUAGUGUGUUACAAAGACUAUUGCUUUUGUUGGUAUACAAAUCUCACGGCUUUGGGGUGGCAACA